Cladocopium goreaui is the source of this 1476-nucleotide messenger RNA. The record is from the annotation of a GenBank genome assembly. Lineage: Eukaryota; Dinophyceae; Suessiales; Symbiodiniaceae.
AAGUCUCGCGGGCGGCGUAGCGCUUGUUUCAAGUUCACAUCUCUUGUGUUUUCUUGGCACGGUUUCAUGUCAAAAGUUGUGCCUGUGACCGUGCUCACAGGAUUUCUUGGUUCUGGCAAGACAACAUUGCUGAACCACAUUUUGGAAUCCCCAGACCAUGGUAUGAAAUUCGCCAUCAUUGAGAAUGAAUUUGGCGAGGUUGGGGUGGAUGAAAACAUCAUCAAAGAGGACUCUGAGGAGCAGAUCAUCGAGGUGAUGAAUGGCUGUAUCUGCUGCACGGUGCGUGGUGAUUUGGUGAAGGUCCUGAAACGUUUGCGCGAUAGACUGGACAGCAUCGAUGGCGUCAUCAUUGAAACCACCGGCUUGGCGGAUCCGGCUCCGGUGGCCCAGACCUUCUUUGUGGAUGAUGACAUCCAGAAAUCCUACAAACUGGAUGGGAUUAUCACGGUUGUGGAUGCCAAACACAUCGUCGAACAUUUAGAAGAGGAGAAACCGGAAGGCGUGGAAAAUGAGAGCGUGGAGCAGAUCGCCUUUGCCGACCGGAUCAUUUUGAACAAAACGGAUCUGGUGGAUGACGUGAAACUCGGUGAGGUGGAAGCCAAAGUGAAAAAGAUCAACGGUGCCGUGGAGAUCAUUCGAACUGAGUACAGCAAGGUGGAACCCAGGAAAUUGAUCAACAUCAACGCCUUCUCCUUGGAUCGGGUCUUGGAGAUGGAUCCCCAGUUCAUGGAUACGGAAGGUGAGCAUCAGCAUGACCAGACUGUGAGUUCGAUCAGCUUCAAGUUUGACGGCGAGCUGAAUGUGAACAAGUUGGAACGCUGGUUGAGCAUCAUGCUGCAGACCAAGGCCCAGGAUAUGUUCCGCUACAAGGGCGUCAUGGCAGUGAAGGGCAUGGACACCAAAUUUGUGUUCCAAGGUGUGCACAUGCUUUUCAGCGGUGGCUUCCAGGAUUCCUUCAAGUGGAAGCCUGAGGAACCGAGGACAUGCAGAUUUGUUUUCAUCGGCAAGAAUCUGGAUAAGGCCCCAUGGAGAACUGAUUGGAGAAGGUGGAGGCUGAUCUGGAGAAGAACUUCAUGGACUGCAAGGUGACUGCAGAGCCACGCUUCAAGGUGGGAGAUUUCGUGGAGGCCAAUGUGGGAAGCUGGUCAGGUGGGAAGAUCCUCAAGGUCUGGGACGAUGGCAAUCCCUACCGCAUUCAGCUGGAGAAUGGGGAUCAAGUUUGGGCUCCGGAAGACUCCGACAAUUUCGUGCGCCUGAAGAAAGCCAAGCAAGAUGGCUAUGCCGCCUGAGUAGAUCGAAGCCCGGUUCACUGGACCUGUAAAAAAUGGACCUGAGUAGGACUGUAGGCAAAUUGAAUGCAUUUUUGGGCCUCAAAGAGACCAGAGGGGUGAUUUUUCUGUUUUAGUUUGGACUAAGAGGCUCUGCUUUCCAAACGUUGUCCAAACAUUCCCUGCACAAGCAAGGAAGAACAAAAAA